AUGUCUAUGUUGGAACAAGAUAAAUCGCAUCACUUCUCUUCACCAUCUAUCAAGGGUUUCCAGGGAGACCCACUUGAUGAAGAUGAUUGCUUGAAGGCGCUGAGGGCGGGGGUGGAGGUGUGUGGAGGAGGGGGAAGGCGGCGGCGAGGCGUCACGGCGGCCAUAAAAAGGCCGGGCGCGGCUGAGCGGCGCAGUCGUGUCGCUCGCAGCCACAGCGGCGGGAGAAGCGGUGGUGGGGACGGCAGCAGCGGGACAGCAGUGACGGGCAUGGGGACGGCCCUGGCGGUGCGGCUCGGCUUGGGGCUCCUGCUCCUGGCGCUCCUCCUACCCACGCAGAUCUACUGCAAUCCCAAUGGAACAAGUCCAACACCUUCAAACAAUUCUUCAGCAGCUUCCACUUUGUCAGCUGUCGUAAAUUCACUGAACAGUACCACCCCUCAUGGACAUGGAAAUUGCCUUCACUCUGCCACAAGCCUCCUUUUCAUUCUCUCAGUUUCUCUUCUGUAUUUUUGCUGUUAAGAGACUCUGGCAGGGAAAUGGCUACCACUCCCCACUCAGUUUCCUGAACCAUCUGAGAUGGCUAGAUCUUCAACCCAGCAUGAAAAUGAAUCAGUCCAAACUCUGCAUCAAACCGGCUUGGUUCCACUCCAUACUGUAAUUAGUACCAGUCUGACCUAGAGAAUCACCUGCUGCUCUCACUUUCCAGAGCUGACCCAAUAUGAAAAGGAUGUGACCAACUUCAGCACGGAGGUAAAAAAAAAAAAAAAAAGGCGCUCUCACCAAAUGAGUUUGAAUUUGAAGUACAAGAUAGAAGCAAAAAGACGGUAUUGACAACUCCCGACUUAAAGCUGAGAAGAAAUGCAGUGUCCUUGUAAUAGUGUUGGAUGAUAACACUUCAAGGCAGAAAGCUAGAGACUUUAUCUACCACUUAGAAUGACAACUUGAAGAGAUUUUAUCUUCCUUUUAAGUUCAUUAAAGUCAGUAGCUCAUAGAAAUGCUAGAAAACACAGAGAAGCUCAAAUGGUUCUGUUCCUUUCGCAGCCUGUAUAGUUAUAAUCAAUGGGUAGUAAGAAGGUAUGCAAAAGACACAAAGUAACAGUGAGAAGGGUUUCUUCUAGAUUUAAUUUGUAUGAAAUUGCUAUGAGGUUAAAACAGAACACCAAAUUUUGCAAGAAUCCUUAUUUUUAUUUAAUUUUUGAGUUCUAACCAAGUGGCUAGUCAGGCAGGACUAGUUUUGAAAUGUUGAAAAUCAGUUUUCCUAAGAGUUGAGUUAUUUACCAUGGGGAUUUGGCUUUGACACUUCAUUUAAAUUGUUCAUAUAUUAAACCCUAUGUGCCAGAGUAAUGAGGUGUGGAAACAUUGGGAAAAGUACCAGGAGCUUUUUGUAAAUAAAGUUCAGACAAAAAAAAAAGUCAAGGGAUAACAAUCUCCUCUUUCCCCUAUUUUUCCUCCCAGUUCUACAAGUUGUGCAAGUCCUUUUUGCUCCUGGAACUUUCCUUAAUUAUGAAGGAUUUAUAGAACCUCUUAAGUAAUGUUUUAGUGCUGCUUUUUUUUUUUUUUUGGCACAAAGUAAAUAACUUACUGUUUGUUUUGAAGAGUUUUCAUUGUGAUGGUUUACUUUAAACAUGGGCUAAUAUUUGUGGUGGGGAGAAGGAACGGGGAGAGGAGAGAAAAACGCCAAAAAAUAAGACAUUAAAUGAUUAGGUGUUUGGAAUCUGAAGACUGGAGUCUUAACUUAAUCAAUUUAAAAAUGACCUUUGUAAAUACUUUUUAAAAACUUUCUGAGUCAAAUUUGCUACACUUGCACAGAUUGUUUCUGUAUCAUUCAACCCUUUAGAUAAUAGCAUCUGGUAGUUGAUCAAAGUAAGCUUUGUUAAGGAAGUUCAACUACCUUAACACCUGAUAAGGAAAGAAGUUGAUAUAACAGGAGCAUAUAUGAUCAUAUCACUCUGUAUAUAGAUAUCUAUCUCAAUAUAAGAUCAUGUCAAACAAAAGUGGCUCCCAAUUUUUUUUAAACCCACAUCUUCCAGUUACAUUACCACCAAUCCAGGUUAUCAGAUAUUAAUAGCAAACUAACACAAAUUCCUGUCAGUGAGUAUACAUGGCAUUUCCUUAUGCUUAUCAUUUGUAUUGAGUAAAAUGUUAAUGAUUGUAUUUUUGUGUUUGUGUAAUUAUGCUUUGAUUUAUUAGCUACUGAUUUUCAUUUUGGGGGGGGAAAAAACCUGUAAAUAAAACAGUGGACAGGCAAUGCAUUCUAGGUGCACUUCCAGACACGCCUACAAGAACUUGUAACUUGCCUGCGUUAAGUGAAUGAGCUGUUAAGCAAGACAGUGUAUGUGAUUAAAAACCUCAAGGUCUAGAAACACUGACGUGUGUUAGUUUUAUUUCUCUCUCUAAGGUUUAGUGAUUUUACAAGCCUGGAUUCUACUCUGAAAUCAGUGAGUGAGAUUUUGUUAAUAUUUCUAAUAAUGAGUAGCUUUUCUGUAUUCAUUCCAGCCUCUUCCCUUUCAAAGUAGUGUGCUUUCAUUUUAGGCGAACAGUGCUUAAACAGAGUUUUCCUUUGUUUCUUGUUGUGGCAGUGAGUUAUUUCCCUUAUAACAGCUAAAGCUGUUUUUCAGCUUGUGGUUAUCGAGCCCGUGAAUUAACUGCUUGAGGUUUCUGACUCACACACACUACAUGAAUAUAAUAGGAAUAUUCUAAGAAUACAAGUUUCACCAUGCUUAAUGAAGGACAGAGGCUAGAAGAAGCAGUAAUAUGUACGCUAUUUCACUGAAGAGCAAAAAAUAAACUGGAUCAGAACUCAAAAUACAGGUAUUUACAGCUCAUGAUAUUCCAGAGUUGUGGGUGUUUUUUUCAGUUAUGCUCCUUUCUAAUAACCCUCUGUUCUGCAUGAUCAUCUUUACUCCCUAGAUGUGGAGCAAUGCACUUAAAAAUGCCCAGCUACUUAGGCAAGCUGCACAACAAUCAGCAUUUUUUUUCAGUGGGAAAGAGGCCCCCAGAGAGGCCUCCCGAGGCUCAGGAGGGAAGGCAGAGCGGCAGCCCUUUGAUUGUGUUCCUUUACUUUUCCAGUAGGCUGAACAAACCCAAGAAGCAGAAGGGGUUUAUCAAAGCUUGCUGUUUGAGCAUAUCUUGGAAUCUGCGGGGACUAUCGGAGUGCAUUGUUCCCCUAUUUAGCUUCCCUCUCGAUGCUUCUAGAAGGAAGCAUGAAGAUAAAAUGUUAUAGCAACUGCUACCUGGCUGUGUAUCUUUUUGG
Messenger RNA from Cygnus olor (mute swan), 3253 nucleotides. It is a transcript of the gene CD24, whose product is annotated as CD24 molecule. The record is from RefSeq and is a predicted model, not a curated record. The coding region runs from base 1 to 519 and encodes 172 amino acids. Gene Ontology annotation, biological process: cell adhesion. Lineage: Eukaryota; Metazoa; Chordata; Aves; Anseriformes; Anatidae. The transcript is spliced from 3 exons.